UUUUUAAUAGUGAUGGUGCUGAGAACUGGUCGUCCGAGUUGAAGAGAAAAAAGCGGGAUCCCCGGGAACAGGAGCGAGGGUCAGUCGGCGUACCUCAGCUCUCAUUCUUUCCGAUAUUGAUUUCUGGCUUCACCCGCAGUGGGAAAGGGAGAGAUUGAGAGCGAGAGAGGGAGCGAUGGGCAAUUUGAUGAGUUCUUUCUUCAACAAGGAGCCUCCACCGCCCAUGGUGCUGGUUCCCCCCAUCUUCGACUUCCCUCCCCUCUCGGCGCGCACCAGGAUGUUAGUUCCAGCUUAUGACUUACUAUUUGGUAAGCUUGCAUUGUGUUCCCUUUUCGAGGACUACUUUGAGCAAGCAAGGAAUCUUAACACAAGAAUCAUGCUAAAACCAUUGGAGGAUCCUCAUGUGGAUUUAAUUGCAACUGUGUCAGGUUCCCUUGAUCAGAAAUCUGGGAAGGCUGUUGAAGGAAAUGCAAUAUUCCGCUGGCAAAAGGACUUGGAUGAUCCUCAUACAUUUAUGGACCUUAUGGUAUCUACUUCUGAUCCCAUACUGCGUUUGAGGUCAUGUGCUUACUACCCUAGAUAUCAAUUUGGAGCUUUUGGUAUAUUUCCUUUGAUAAUAACAAAAAGGGCACUUCCAGAAGAUUAUGGUGUUAUGGGCUUGAGAUAUGGAUCAGAAAAUCUAUCCAUCGGGACCUCAUUUAUGCCAUUUCCUUUGUCUGGUGAUACUCCAAUCUGUGCAUGGCUAGUCGGCAGGCUUGGGAAAUUAAGUGUAGGAUUGAAGUACAUCCCACCUUAUGAAGGCAAACACCCUUUGAACUUCAAAGACUUGAAGAACUGGAGUUGUGCUAUUGGUUAUGGAUUAGGUUCAAGCAGCCCAUUGUGUCCUUCAUUUAAUUUCAGUCUUGAGCUUGCUAGAAGUUCACAGCUUAUUGCAUCAUUUUAUCAGCAUGCUGUGGUACAGAGAAGGUCUAUACUAUUCAUAAUGCUUGGAGUUGGGCCACAUGCCAUUGACACCCAAAUGGUGACUAAUCCAUUUGAAGAAAACCAGAUAGUUGGGAUUACAAAUUAUAUUGACUUCGGCUUUGAGUUAGUGACAAGGAUCAAUGGAGAUAAAUCAUUGGAGAGUGUGGAUGAAUCCUCAUUCCAAUUAGCUGCAUCUUGGCAAGCUAAUAAAAACUUCUUACUGAAGGGAAAAAUGGGCCCUUCCAGUUCUUCCAUAGCUCUAGCAUUCAAGUCUUGGUGGAGACCUUCCUUUACAUUCAGUAUUACAGCCAUGAAUGACCGUUUGCAUGGGACAACGUCUUAUGGAUUUGGAAUCCGAGUUGAAGAUCUCAGAGAACCCAGUUAUCAAAGGGUCGAUCCGAAUUAUGUGAUGUUGACACCAAACAAAGAGCAUUUGGCAGAAGGAGUUCUUCGGAAUUUUGGAAAGCGGCCUAUGUUUCAAAAGGAAAUAGACUCUGGAAACUUCGAUGGCUUGCCAAGGGAACUAAAACCUAUUGGCAAGAUCUUCUAAAACUUUGAGUUGGGCCAGUCCAGGGAACUUGACAAGCGAUUGCCUUGCCUUGAAGACUCACAAACAAACAUCUAGUUCUUUCACAGGGGGGUGCAACUAAAGAAUGCUGGUAAUUCUUACCUAAAAAGGAACGCUGAUCAUGAUUAACUCUUGCUUAAUGACUCACCUCAAGUGAGCUUUUGUAUGUGUGCUAGUUUUUGUGCUGACAGUAAAUUUUGAUCUCGUUAGCACGAAGCAUGGAUAAGGUGGAUUGGUGUUUUGGUCCCAAGUAUUUAUUUAGUAAAUUCUUUCUGCUGCAUUUGUCAACA
Molecule: messenger RNA, 1821 nt
Organism: Phoenix dactylifera (date palm)
Lineage: Eukaryota; Viridiplantae; Streptophyta; Magnoliopsida; Arecales; Arecaceae
Source: RefSeq, a predicted model, not a curated record